Pseudophryne corroboree (corroboree frog) is the source of this 7261-nucleotide messenger RNA. It is a transcript of the gene PBX3, whose product is annotated as PBX homeobox 3. Gene Ontology annotation, cellular component: nucleus. The transcript is spliced from 9 exons. Bases 1741 to 3042 code for a protein of 433 amino acids. Gene Ontology annotation, molecular function: DNA-binding transcription factor activity, RNA polymerase II-specific; RNA polymerase II cis-regulatory region sequence-specific DNA binding. Lineage: Eukaryota; Metazoa; Chordata; Amphibia; Anura; Myobatrachidae. The record is from RefSeq and is a predicted model, not a curated record. Gene Ontology annotation, biological process: animal organ morphogenesis; eye development; brain development.
CCGAGUCUCCUCCUCACGGCUGGAGCUGCCGGGCGGAGACUGGAGGAGGCCACCCCGCUCUCUCUCUCCCCCCCCUUCUCCUCCCCCUCCCGGGACCCAGGACACGAUGGGGGCGGAGCUUGCCUCCAUUAUUUAUAUUUUGUCUCCCUUUUUAUUUCCUCCCCUCCUUCAAAGUCUGACACGUCCGCAGUGAGUGAGUGGCGUUGGCAGCCUGUCAAUCCGUCACCGGGGCCGGCAGCAGCGAGAGCCGGGCAGCAGCCGGAGCCAUAAAUCCCGCCCGGGAGCCCCGGCACCGGCCCCCCAUCCAUCUCUCCCUCAUCACCCCCUCUCCCCGCAGCCGCCGCCGCCGCCGAGGAGGAGGGAAAAAAAGUUUUGUUGAUUGCUGCUCGGAGGCAUCAUCAUCAUCAUCACCCCCUGAGCGGGCACCGUACCCAUCCCUGCCACCCAUCACUGCCCCAGCUCUCACUCACGGUGCCCUCAUCAAUACUGCUGCCUGGCACCACCCCACCCCAGGACACAACUUCUCUCACACAGACUUUCACAUACAUUUUGUUUAUUGCCUAUUUUUUUUUUUUUUAAUACCCCCCCCCCCCUCACCCCCACCACCAUUUAUUUUAUUGGAGGUGAUCUGCGAGCAGCUCCAUCAGUCACUGAUUUAUUUAUUUCUCUUUGCAAGGAGAAGCUGGAGAUUGGCAGCUCUUGGAUGGAGAGCAGAUCAGGGAUGAAGGAUUGAAGAAAGAAGAAGAAAAAAAAAUUCAAAAAGAUCGGGACUAAAUAUAUUUUUUAUUUUUCUAUUUAAAAGAAAACCAGAGGACAAAAUAAAGCAUCAUUGGACUGUGCUAGCAGCGGAGCAGUGUGCUGUUACUCUUCAUGUCGAGAGGUCUCACUAAUGUAGUGGGGGGAAAAAUCGGCUAUUGUGUCAUUUUCCACAGAAUUUUAUUUUUAUUUAAUUUUUUUAUUUUUGCAUUGAUGGGAUAAAUGACUGAGACUGAGCGUAACUUCUUAGCACAUUUCCUGCUGCAGGAGUAGAUGACGAACUGUCCUAGAAGAAAAGUGGCGUUUCCUUUAUUCGUGACACCCUGCAGAUCCGAUCUUAACUUCAGUUUUUUCUUUUUCGGACUAUUUCGAAGCGGGCGUUGAUGGAAUAAAGCAUCGAAUAUAAUAUUAAAACCGAUUUAAACAUUUAAAUACCUGCAGAAUUCCAAAGCAGUCAGUUGCUGACAUUUGACAGUAUGUGCAAAGCAUUGCCUGGCUUCUGCUACUUGUAUCCUGAUGGGAUAAACUGUAACUGGCCUUGCUGAUCUGAAAACUAGAGCCAGAACCUAGGAAGCAUUAUUGUUAUCUUUCAUGAGACCCCCAGAGUCUGCUGCCUUUGUAUGUGAUGGAAUAAAAGUGGCAAGAAAGACCUGCUUUCUCCUGACAGAUCACUUGGUACAGUAGUAAAACAAGCAGAAGGGGGAUCGUGUCUUGUGUUACUUUUUCAUAUGCGAGUAUCACACUUCCGCACCGUAUUUUGGAUGGUCCUUGAACUGUUGGAGUAAAGAACUGCUCUAUUCUGUGAUAUAUAGAUAUAUAUAUAUUUUAGUAAAUCGGUGUACCAAAGGAGAAUAGAAGGCUGAGGCUGUGAUCUGAGGCUUGUCAUUGUUGAUGUGCGGGGCAGUGACCCCCUAGCGGUGCUGCCCCUGACUGUGAGGAAUCCUUGCAGUCUGCGUUUCAAUUGAUUUGGCUGCGGAGAGGAGUAUGGACGAUCAGACCAGGAUGAUGCAGACUUUGGCCGGGGUGAACAUGGCCGGUCACUCGGUACAGGGGGGGAUGACUUUACCUCCUCCCCACGGACAUGACGGGACAGAUGGGGACGGGAGGAAACAGGACAUCGGGGACAUCCUGCACCAGAUCAUGACCAUCACUGAUCAGAGCCUGGAUGAGGCACAAGCAAAAAAACAUGCUCUAAACUGCCAUAGAAUGAAGCCAGCUCUCUUCAGCGUCCUAUGUGAAAUUAAAGAGAAAACAGGUCUCAGCAUUCGAGGGGCACAGGAGGAAGACCCCCCAGACCCGCAGCUUAUGAGACUGGACAACAUGUUGCUGGCUGAAGGUGUAUCUGGUCCUGAGAAAGGAGGCGGAGCUGCGGCAGCUGCAGCAGCAGCGGCUGCAUCAGGCGGAACAUCAGAUAACUCCAUAGAACAUUCCGACUACAGAGCCAAACUCAGCCAGAUCCGGCAGAUUUACCACACAGAAUUGGAGAAGUAUGAGCAGGCGUGCAAUGAAUUUACCACCCAUGUGAUGAAUCUCCUGAGAGAGCAGAGCCGGACGCGUCCCAUCUCCCCCAAAGAGAUUGAGAGGAUGGUGGGCAUCAUCCACAGGAAAUUCAGUUCCAUCCAAAUGCAACUGAAACAAAGCACGUGUGAAGCUGUCAUGAUCUUGAGGUCGAGGUUUCUCGAUGCCAGGAGAAAAAGACGCAACUUCAGUAAACAGGCCACAGAGAUCCUAAAUGAGUAUUUCUACUCCCACCUCAGCAACCCCUACCCAAGCGAGGAAGCCAAAGAGGAGCUGGCAAAGAAAUGCAGUAUUACAGUGUCACAGGUAUCCAACUGGUUCGGGAACAAGCGAAUCAGGUACAAGAAAAACAUUGGCAAGUUUCAGGAAGAAGCAAACCUGUAUGCAGCCAAGACAGCCGUGAAUGCCGCUCAUGCUGUGGCAGCAGCUGUGCAGAAUAACCAGACCAGCUCCCCCACGACACCAAAUUCCGGUUCUUCUGGUUCUUUUAAUCUCCCAAAUUCAGGCGACAUGUACAUGAAUAUGCAGAGUCUGAAUGGGGAUUCUUACCAAGGUGCCCAAGUUGGAGCCAAUGUGCAAUCACAGGUGGAUACCCUUCGUCAUGUUAUCAAUCAGACGGGAGGAUACAGUGAUCCCUUGGGAGGGAAUUCACUGUACAGUCCACAUCACCUUAAUGCUAAUGGAGGGUGGCAUGAGGCAGCAACCCCUUCCUCCGUCACCUCCCCAACAGAAGGACCAGGCAGCGUGAACUCGGACACCUCUAACUGAGUCAGCCAUCCUCUAGCUGUGUGCGCAUCUCAGCUGUCUGGUGGGACAGUGCACCGUUUUAGGUCUUUAUUCAAUACGUAGUGAAGCAGAUUCCCAGCACGGUGGAGAAAGACACUCGUGAUUAAAUAAUCUUCUUCUCCAGCUUGAGGGCGCUGCUUUUCCUGUCUGAAAUAAGGACCCGCACAGCCGUUCUGUACAACGCAGCUGAGACAAGUUGCUGGAUUCCAGUACGUCUUAUUUUUUUGCUAAAUCACCACUUUGAAAGCACUUUAUCUAAUUGGGCCAAGAUCUGAGUUCGAAUCGGUGAAAUGAUCUCCACAUCCCAUCGGCACUUUUUAAUAAAUGGCUAAACUGAAGUAAUGAACUAGCAGCUUUAAGGAUAAACGUUUGCAUGUCUGCCCAGAAAAUCUGGGUCGCAGCGAAAAGAGACAUCUUACAGUUUCCAGACCUCGUAUAACAUUUUUUUUUUUUUUUUUUGUGGGGAGGGGGGUUGUUUUUCUAUGACGCAUUGAAGACGCUACUGAUCUGUGAAGAUGCAUUCACUUAUACAGGGAAAAAAUUAAACAUAUUAGCAAAUCAAUGAUUCUAGCAGAUGGUCACAUCAACUAGUCAACUUCUGCAUACAUGUGCUCGUUAAAUGUUUCUUUUACCAUUGAAGUACAUGUCAUUUAAAUCUGCCUGGAAAUUACACUACAUAUAUAUUGUCAAUACACUGUCGAUAAUAUUAAUUACAAAUAUGAACAGGCCAAGGGAAAUUAGUGCAUGCAAUAGCUACGGCAGUAAUUUCACGUAUAGGAGAGCUUUGAUCAUGUAGAAAAACAAGACUUUAAAUAAUAAUGAUGUUGACUUUGCUUUAUCUAGCAUAUCCGUUACAUACCAUCUUGUGCAUCUGGCAGGUAUGGUUCAGUAGAAGGCGGCCAUUUUAUCCCUUCCUAACAGACCAAAGAGAUUAAAAUAAAAAAUGAUAAUAAAAAAAAGGUCACAUUAUGCGAUUUAGGGCUUCAUUCCACUCCUGCACGUGUCAAAAUAAUCAAUGUUUAUUGAAGGAAAUCUCUAUAGUGCAUUAUUUUACUAUCACUAUGGUGAUUUACUGUGCUUUAAUGAACGUUUAUUAGACUUGGGAAUAUUUUGAAGAAUUUUUAAUUUUUCUUGUCUCUUAAUCACACAUUAUGUUAUUAGGUGAAUGCAUCCUCUACAGACUUUUCUCAAAACUUGCAGUAACCAUUUCCUUCACAUUGACAAUGUAAUUAACCCUUUCUUUGACAGAGGGUCGUAUAGCAGGCUCUCCCGACAGGAAAGGGGGGGUUAAUGCCCCAAUGUGGUGUUUUACGGCAAGGGGUUAAAUGCUGUACACUGAAUGACACUUCUUGCGGCAGUCAAAAAACGAAAUCAAACUGUAAAUAUUGUAGCAAAAGAGAAUUUAUACAUGGUCACCAAGCGAAACAGCUUUAUUUACCUCAUAAAAACUCAUUGGAACCAACAGACAUGUCACGUGUAGUUUAGUAUACCCACCUACUACCUCUGAAUAACACGCGUAGUACGUCUAACUUUUUAUCAUCGUGUAGAUAAAACAGCAGAUUGGGCCACGGGGCCCUAGACUAUGUUGUAAUGUAUACUGGUAAUGAGUGUGAGAUCAUUUUUUUUUAAGAUAAAGCAUAAAAAAAAUUGCAUAAACCUCAAUAAUACAAAAGGCGACAAAUAUGUGCUGCUGUUUUACAGAACAGAGGAGCAUACAUUAUAUAUAAGCCCAACAACCUUUAUUCUAUAUUCAGACUGCACUAAAGACCUGCAGAAUGAUUUUCUAUUAUCCAGUGAUUGUCCCUCUUCCAAAGAGUACAUUGCAUUGUUAGAUGACUGGUGAUAAUUAUGCACUGGUUUUGUUUUAUUUUUUUCAACUAUUGUGUUUCAUUAUGUUCAUCUGUGCAAUUGUAAUUUUCCCUAUAGUUUUGAGAACACCAUUAAUAUUAAUACUUUCUACUAAUAACUAUGUCUAAAACGUUUACUACAGCUCUUUAGUAUCUUAGUAUAAAAUAUUGUCCUGUACGAUCCUUGUAUCUGCUAAAAUUAAACUGGCACCUGUAUAUUUUGCUCCAGAUUUAUCCUACAAUUUAAAGCUCAAUAAUGUUAAAACAUUUUCAGACUAUAGUAUUGCCAUCACUGUAACAUGUGCCACUAAAAGAUUAGAACUAUAUUUUUGCUUUUGUUUAAUUUAAACUAUUAUCAAUGUGGCAUUUGUUUCUAUGUCGUGUCAGAUUAAAAGUGCAAUCCCACGUAGACUUUUUUCUUUGACAAAGACCAACUUUUGUAUGUUUGGUAUCGGAAUCAUAGUUAGACAGUAAUUAGGUCGGCAGUCAGUAGGUCGACCUGAUAUGGUCGACGUGCUGUAGGUCAACAUGGUCAAUAUGUUGACAUGUAAAAGGUUGACAGUGCUUAAGGUCGACAGGUACAAAAUAUCAUGUUCAAAUUGUCAACAUGAAGAUGGUCUACACACUUUUUUUUCCCAUUUUUAAAAACUUUUUCAUCCUUUACCAUCUACGUGGACUACAGUUGGGGAUAGUAACCUGUGCUGAGCGCAGCGGUGUGUGAAGAAAGCCAUGUGAGUAGACAUGGUACACUAAUUGGGGUCACAUGUGGUUAAGCAUAAAAAAAGUAUACCCAAAAAUUCAAAAAACCCAGUGUCGACUAUUUCCAUGUCUACCUUUCCACCUUGUUGACCUUUUGUAACUGUCAACCUUUUCGGGUGUCUACCUUUUCACUUUUGACCUUUUGACCCUGUCGACCAUGUGCAUGUCGACCAUAUGGGGUCAAACUAAUUAUCUAGACCCCUUUUUAACAUGAAGCUGAUUGUAAUUGUCCCAGCUCACUAUUACUCUAUGUUAUUUUUCCAAACCACUCAGUGGGUGAGAGUUGUAUGGCUGCCAUUGCAAAUUUUUGUUUGAUACAUUUGUUUUCUGCUUUUUCUCAGGAGAGCAUAACCUGAUCUAUUAGGCUGAGCCAGUCAGUCACCAAGCUACUUCAUGAUCAUGUGAUGUCAUGUGAUUGUGGUUUGCUAUGGUAAUUGUAUGACACCUAAUAAACUGGAUCACUAAUAGCAGUUUUAAACCUAAGGAAAAAUAACUCCACAUGUCUUCCUACAGGUAACCAGCAUAAUUUAUGCUAAACUGUGUAAAAGUAACACAUCUAUUUAAGAAGGGAUUGCACCUUUAAAUAUAUUGAAACUUUAUCAUUAAUUUUUCAUAGUUUAUUAUAAAAACAAUGGACGUGUUGUUUGUUACGCUAAUCCUCUUUAGUGUUUUUAGUUUGUUUGCUUUUUAUAACCUGCUGGUGUCAGGUUACAAGAUUGUCCUUGCCGUCAUGGAGGAGGUUUAGUCUGAGACUAGGCACUCUCCAGAGAUAGCAUCACUCUAAAAGGGAGAAGAAUCAGUACAAAAUAUGACAUAUAAUCAAAAUGUUUUUGUUUGUUUUUUUCAGUUAAAGUAACAAUAUUCAAUUUUAUAAAAAAUUAAUAAAAUAAAAAAAAUUAUCCUUCAACACUCACCACCGCUAUACAAUGCAACAUUUUGUUAUGGGUGGGGUAAAAUUUUACAUUUUUUUUAACACAUUCUGCUGCUCUUCACUUUUUUUUGUCAUUCUGAUAUGUAAUGUACAUUGAAUCUUUUGGAGAUAAAAUGAAAAUGUAUCUUUUAAAAUAAUAAAUAAUUAUACACUUUAUAAAGCUGCUUUUGCAACUUUAAAGCUUAUGAGUAAACAUGAGGUCUUAUGUUGAACACGUAAAAAAAUAAACAGUAAAACUGUUGUAUAUACUAAGAGACAUUUUAAAUGUUUUUUCAUCUCGUUAAUUACACACUAAAAAACAAAAACAAAAAAAUACUAAAAAAAGACAUCAUUGUAAUGCAUACAGAUUUCAGUAUGGGGUGGGAUAUGUGAUGGGAGGGGGCAACAGGGAGGCAUUAUGGGAAUUAUUUUUCUUCCUUUUUUGAGUUCAUUUUUGUGUUGUAUGAAGAUCUGGCUGGGGUUGAUUCACGGGAAUUCUGAUGGUAAUGACAAUUUGUGGCAGUGAUUCAAACGUAUUAAAAUCCAAUCUGUUCUGUGUUUACUUUUUAACUGGAUUAUACCCCUGGAUUGAAGGAAAUAAAAAAAAAGACAAAAAAAAAAGAAGUCUUCCUUGUGGUAGUUCUAUGUAGUUUAAAAAAAUCUGAAUAAAAUGUUUUUGAUUUGC